UCAGAUCAGUCGGUCGCAGCUCAAAAAACUCCAGCUAGGCGAGCGCCACGGUUUGAAAAUUCGUGUAUGAGAACAGUUAUCAGGGGAAACAGGCUAAAUUACAUUCAAACAAUAAGAACUAAUGUCCAGUUUGUAAAGCUUUCUGGAGUAAGAAGACAGUGAUGGCACUGCAUCCAGCCAAGGAAGAGGCGCUUCUGGUGUGGAUCAACGGCCUGCAGCUGGAUGAACCGUUGCAGCGAAUCACACACCUGCAGGACGGAAUCCUGCUGCUCAAACUCGUCUAUAAACUGAAAGGGGAGGAGCCCAGUCAGACUCCUGUGCAUUUGCCUCAAGCAGAAAGGCUGUCAAUCGUCUCUGACUUCCUCCACAAUGUGUGUCAUGUGGAAGAGUGUGUCAUUCUCACGCUGGCCAAGGGAAGGAUGCUGGAGAUGGAGCUCAUCAAGGUUGUGCUGCUCCUGUGCUACUACGGACUCGUUAACAACAGUCUCGUGCCCAAAGUGGACUAUGAAACUGAGCUGCAGAUGGCGACCAUGUUGCGUUAUGUUGAGCAAGGAACCAGCGGUCUGUCUCUGCGCGCAGGCCUGGACAAACUUCUCUCCACAAGCUCGCUGAUCCAGACCUCUUCUGUGAGCAGUAUGUCCUCUAUCAGCGAGGACGGCUCACCCAUUUUUCCCCGGGCACGCCCUCUGCUCGUCAACUUUGUGGAGCUGGACACAGUGGCCUCCAGCUCAUUUGUCAGCUCUCCUCUCCAGGAGUUGAUGAGCACACCUCAGGUGCAGGUGAAGCAGUUGCGUAAAGAGUUGGCGCGCGAAGGAGACGUGCGAGACGAGCUAGAACGAGAGCUGUCUGAGCGCAUCACUCUCCUCUCAGAGAAAGAGGGGCAGAUCAGUCAGCUUCAGCACAGGCUACAGCGCUUGCAGAGGGAUCAGGAGGAGAUGGACAAGGAGCACAAAGCUACAAUGACUGAGCUGCAGCAGAAGAAUGAAGGACUCCUGACACGGGUACACGAGGUCUUGAAGCAGUGUCGAGACCUUAAAACAGACAACAGCCAGAAAGAGAGACGGAUUGACGAGCUGAUGGAGGAGAACGGCUCUCUUGCCGCACAGGUGAGGAACGCCUUCUCCCAGCUUGCAAGGGCAGAGGAGGAAGUCGCUAAACUAACAGAAGCCCACAAGUCCUCCCAGAUGGAGUGGGGGAACAGGAGGGACUUGCUGCAGAGAGAGCUAAGCCAGGCCAUCACCGACAGGGAAUGUCUUUCUGAGCAAAUUCAGAUUUUACAAGGAAAGAUCUCUGUUUUGGAGGAUGAACUCGCCAAACUCUCCCAGCAACCCCAAGAGAAAGGUGAAGUCCUGGGACCGAUUGUAGAACGGGAGAAACUGAAGCAGGAACUCACAGACUUGACUCUAAAGCUUUCCCAACUCGAAGAAACCAUUUCCCUUCUUGAGAAGGAGAAAAUGUCAGUCGAAACACUUUUAGUGGAAGAGAGACGCUCUUUUGAAAAGGAAACCCUGCGCUUGGAGGGACGCAUUUCAGAUCUUCAGCAGUCAAUAAACAAUAUACAAGCAGAGAAGGAUGCUCAGGAACAAGCCUCAAGGACCACACAAGAAGCUCUCACCUCCCAGAUAGCAGCUUUGGAAACUGAUCUGGCUCAUCUUCAACGGCUAGAAGUUCAACUAACGGAAGAGAUUGCUACAUCUGCCGAACUGCGCCAGCAACGUGGAAUGCUGGAGGCUAAGGUCACCUCCUUGGAGGAUAUGGUUAAUAUGCUGCAAUCCAAGUGCCAAAAUAUGGAGGCAGAAAAUGCAACACAGCAGGAAGUUCUUAAUGCUGUCAGGGCUGAUUUGCAAAAUGCCCAAAUUUCGCUUGUGGAAUACGAAAAAAAAUUGGCAGACCAUCAAAAAGUGGUAGAGGAGAACACCUCUCUCCGAGCCAGAAUCUCUGCUUUGGAUGAUACCAUUGCAAAUCUACAAACUGAGAUCGAUGCAGAGAGAAAAAGAGGUGAUGAACUUUUUAUAGCAAAUGAGCAGCAGAAAGCUAUGAUGGAGGAAAAGUUUCAAAAACAGGAGCAAAAAGCUCAUGAGAUGUUUGCUGAGCUAGAGACUCUGAGCCAAGAACUUCGCAAAAUGAAGCAUCAGAAACUUGAAGCCGAAUCCUGUAUUGAGAGGUUAACCCAAGAAGGAGUAGACCUUAAAGCAAGUUUAGUAGAGGAGCGGGAUCGAGGCCAGUCACAACUGGCUCUAGUAAACAAGGCCAAAGAGGAGAGGGAGAUAGAACUGCAGCAAAUUAUUACAGAUAAUCAAAGCAAAAUAUCAGACUUGCAGUGUAAGAUUGAGGGAACUGUUGAGUCGUUGAAGCAAAGUGAAUCUGAUCUGUCAGUGCUGAAAGAAAAAAUCAUUUCUAAAGAUGGAGAACUCUGCACACAACAACAGGAACUAGACCACCUUAAAAAUAAGGCAGACAAUCUGCAAAGGCAGCUCUUGGAGGUAGAAGGACUUUCACAACAACUGAGUCAGGAUGUAGCCUUCAAAGACAGGGAAGUUCAACACUUCAAGGUGGAGCUUGAACACAGGGAAGGAGAGAUCCAGUCCCUUAAGGUCAGCCUUCAGUCUCUGGAGGAAAAGUCCAGUGAAAUGCGUGACCUUCACCAGAAGGAAGUUGAAAAGCAGAGGCUUGCUAUCGCAGAACUGAAGUUGCAACUUGCCGAAGCUGAGAAACUUAUCUCAGAGAAAGUAAAAUCUCUGGAAGAUCUUGCCCAGCAGUUAAAGGAUUUAAAGGAAGAGCUUUCCAUCGAAAGGCAGAGAGCUGCUACCUUGGAAGUUAGUUUCAAGACUUCAAAAGAGGCCCAUGAAGUCCAGGAACAGACUUUAAGGCUGGAGGUUACACAGCUACAGCAGGAGAUUGAUGGACAUUUGAAGAAGUUGGAGGAGUCAUUCAAUGAGAUUAAUUCCCUCAAAGAAGAAAUGUCUCGCCAACAGGAUGUUGCACUCCAAAAAGAACGGGAGGUUUCUGUUUUAGCAGCACAAAACAAAUCUCUGGAGGAAGACUUUGCUCAGCUUCAGAAUAAACUAGCAGAGGCCACAACACUAGCUACAGAAAGGCAAAUUGAAUUACUCAGGCUUCAAGAGGAGGUUCAGCAUCAAGAGAACCUCAGAGCAAAAGCUCAGGAACUUGAGGAGACUCAACGUAAAGAGCUUCAAAGAGAGGUAACUGAACUUCAAGCUAGAGUUCAGGAACUUGCCAGUCUUGCUUCUGAGAGAGAAAUACAGCUUGGUUCUCUUUGUGAAAAGAUGAAAGAACAGGAAGACUACAACCAGAAACUCCUUCAAAAAUCUGAGGAAGCUCUUCAGAAAGAACUCGAGAACGUUGUAGACUUGAAGGGGCAGCUUGAAUCUGCCAAGAAUCAGACUGCAGCUAAAAAUGAACUUUUGGAGUCAACAGAAGAAAAGCUGAAACAAAUGGAGCUCAGGUACCAACAGAAAGAUACCCUUGCUAGUGAAGCUUGUCAAGCCAAGGAAGCUUUAGAGAGAACAGUGAAUGAGCUUAGCUGUAAGCAGAAGCAAGAUGUGGAUAGGUACCAGCAAGAUUUGGAGACCUUGAAAAAGGAGAAGGAACACCUGUGUUUGAUGAACGAAUCUCUCCAGAGUAAAUGCCAGGCCUUGCAGGCAGAGAGCAAGGAGCAACAGGAGACAUUAAAUGCAUUUAAGGCUGACCUGCAAAGCACACAAGAUGGAUUUGAGAGAUCUCUAGAAGCUCUGAAGAAGGAGAAGGAGCAUCUCCAGGAUAAAUGUCAGAGCUUGCAGACUGAGAACAAGGGACAGCAGGAGGCUCUGAAUACUCUGAAGGCUGAUCUUCAGAAAACCCAAGAGGAAUAUCAGAAAGAUUUAGACAUCAUGAAAAAAGAGAAUGAACAUCUCUCCUCAGUAAAGCAGUCUCUCCAGAUUGACUGUCAGAACUUGCAGGCAGAGAACAACAAUCAACAUAAGGCCAUGGACACUCUAAAGGCUGACCUCCAGAACACACAAAAUGGGUUUCAGCAAGAGGUACAAACACUGAAGAAGGAACAGGAACAUCUUUCCACAGUGAACCAGUCCCUUCAGACUGAGUGUCAGACCUUGCAGGCAGAGAACCAAAAACAACAGGAGAUACUAAAUGCACUAAAGGUGGAUCUACAAAAUGCCCAAGAGGGAUACCAGCAAGAGUUAGGAACCUUGAAGAAAGAGAAGGACCAUCUCACCUCAGUGAAUCAGUCCCUUGAGGCUGAGUGUCAGGACUUACAGACAGAGAAUAAGAUAAAGCUGGAGGAAUUAAAUGUCCUAAAGGCUGACCUCCAGAACACACAAAAGGAGUAUCAGCAGGAAAUAGAAUCAGUAAAGAACGAGAAGGAACAUCUCUCUUCAGUGACCCAGUCCCUCCAGAAUGAGUGCCAAACCUUGCAGGCAGAGAAAACUAGGCAAGAGGAGGAGUUAAAUGCCCUCAAGGUUGACUUGCAAGAAAACAAAGAUAAAUACGAAAAAGAUCUGGAGAUCUUAACGAACGAGAAAGAUCAGUUCUCUUCAGUGAACCAGUCCCUCCAAACUGAGUGCCAAGCCUUGAAACUAGACAACAAGGAACAGCAGGAGACACUAAAUGCUCUCAAAGUAGACCUGCAGAAUGUCCAAGAUAGGUACAGUCAAGAGCUAGAAACUUUGAAGAAAGAACAGGAACAUCUCUGUUCUGUGAACCAGACCCUCCAGAGUGAGUGUGAGAACCUACAGGUAGAAAAAACAAGGCAACAGCAGGAGUUGAAUGCCCUCAAGGCUGACCUGCAAGAAAGCAAAUAUAAAUAUGAAAAUAAGCUGGAAACCUUGAGGAACGAGAAGGAACAGCUUGCCCUAGUGAACCAGAACCUCCAGAGUGAGUGCCAGAACUUGCAGGCAGUGAAAACUGGGCAAGGGCAAGAGCUGAAUGCCCUCAAGGCUGAUCUGCAAGAAGGCAAAAAUAAAUACGAAAAAGAUCUGGAAACUUUGAGGAAUGAGAAGGAACAGCUUGCCGUAGUCAACCAGAACCUCCAUGCUGAGAAAACAGGACAACAGGAGAAGUUAAAUACCCUCAGGACUGAACUGCAAGAGAGCCAAGACAAAUUCCAAAAAGAUUUGGAGACUUUAAAGAAUGAGAAGAUUCAUCUUGCCUCAGUGAACCAGACCCUUCUUGAAGACCUUGAAGCAGCCCAGAAGGUGGGAGCAGAACUUGUCUCUGUCAAAGAAGUCGCUCAACAGCGAGAAAUCGAGCUUGAAAAUCAAGUCAAAGAACUGCAGGUAAAGAUUAAAGAAUUUUCAUCACUUACUGAUGAAAAAGAGAUUGAGAUACAAAAUCUUCACUUGGAAGUAAAGCAGCAAGAAGCUUCAAGGCUCAGUGCUGAAGAAUCUGAGAAGGCUCUAAGAGCUGAAUUGGAGGCAAAGGUUGCUCACCUUCAAGUCCAGGUUGAAGAAGCCUGUAAGCUUGCAUCUGGGAGAGAGUCUGAGCUGAGUCUGCUUCAAGAUCAGUAUCAGGAGUCUGAGAAGCAGAAGCAAGAUGUCUGUCAGGCUAACAAAGUCUUGGAGGACACAGUUUCUGAGCUGCGCCUCAAGCAAAAACAAGAGAUUGAGGAAUACCUUCAGCAGCUGGAAGCCUUGGCAAAGGAGAAAGAUGUCCUUACUACCACCCUCCAGGCUGAGAGAAAGGCACAACAGGAGGCUCUGGAUGACUUACAUAGUGGCUUGCAGCAAGAAGUGAAGACAUUGACAAAAGAAAAGGAGCACUUGUCUUCAGUUUACCAGUCACUUCAGAGGGAGUGUGACGCCUCCCAGAGACUCGGAGCAGAGUUGGAGGCGAAGCUGAAAGGACGGACUGAAUCGUUCCGGGCUUUGAAAGAGUCUCUUCAAAAGAAAGAGAAGCAAAACCAGGAACUACAGGAGCAACUCAAGGUGAAGACUGAAACGGUGGAGCACUACAAAGUACAGGUUGAAAAGGCGAAAACUCAUUACAACGGUAAAAAGCAGCAACUUCUGGAGGAACAGGAAGCACGUCAGAGCCUUCAGUCUGCUUUGGAAAGCAGCGAGAGUGAGGCAAAGGCCUUGAAGGCUGAGCUCAAGCUGGUCUCCAUGGAACUGGAGAAUAUCAAGGCAUCAGAGAAGAGUUUGAUGGUACAAAUAAAGAGCCUGGAGACUCAGUUGAAUUAUGCAGAUCGUCAGUUAAGAGAACAGAGGAAGCAGGGAGGUCAAAGUGUCCAGGUGAAACACAGAGUAAUUCCCAGUGAAAAUCACAGAAAUCCUCAGAGUGGCAGCUCAGACAGUCUGGACCUCGACCUGGAUGAUUCUCUGAAUGCUGAUGGCAGUAAACAGUCAGUACCUGGUGAGUCCAGUACUCCUUUGGUCCGAAGUUCCGAGCGAUUAGCAGCAAAACGGCGCGCUCAAGGUGAAGGCUCACUAGAGACCCUGUACUUCACUCCCAUGAUGCCAAGGGUCAAGAAACGUGAAGGUGCAUCCCAGGAUCACAAGCUAGAAAGCAGCAUCACGUCACUCGGAGAGCUAACUCUGGAUUCAGCGAGGAAGCUGAGCGCCUCAGCCCGGAGGCGACGCACCACACAGGUCAUCAACAUCACUAUGACCAAGAAAACUCCUCUCAGUGGUGCGGCAGACGCAGACGAGUCUUUCUUCAGCCUGCACUCUGCCCAGUCACAGCCCAAUCUGGCCUCACACAAAUCUCGCCCCGUGUCUGCAGAGAUCUUCGAGGAUCCCAGUAAACUUCUCAGCCUUCCUGGGUAUCGCCGUAGCAAUGCACACGUCAGCGUUCCUCCACGAGCCACAAGCGCAUUCUGUGUAGGAUCCGAGUACGAGCCAGACCACUUAUCUGAUGACUGGAUGAGAAUUGCGGAGCUGCAGUCACGGAAUAAAUACUGUUUACCUCACCUGAAGAGCAGCUACCCGCUGGAGGCCAGGGCCAGUCUGGGUUUCUCGCACCUGCCUGUGACUGAUGAGGAUGUUCGUACCGGUGACCCUAAUGAGACCAUUCGCCGUGCUUCCAUGAUUCCAUCCCAGCUCAAGGACUCUGUCGGUACUCACCGUCUCUCCCUAGCUCCACCUGCUCCGCCCACUCAAAGCCAUGCCCCCUCACAGCGUGCACCCCAGGUCUCCAAAGCUCGGGAAGUUCGAUCCACACGCAGCCCACUGGCUGCUAAACGGCCCGCAGGGCAAAUUCAAGACUCGGACACACCCGAGGCGAAGAAGUUAGUCAGCUGCUUCCCUCGAACUCCUAAAGGGAGGAACCUUCGAUCUGCCAACUCGCAGAACAUUGCACCCUCUCCGGCUGAUCGGAGGCAGUCCAUGGCGUUCGUGAUCGAUAAUACUCCUAAAAAAGCCGGUCGUGGUGACAGCAGGCUGCAGCGUGGCAUCAACAAACUCCGCAAAUCCCCACGCACGGCCAGCACAAAGUCACCGAAGAUCCCCAGCAGUGCAAAGAAGUUGAUGAAGUUCAGGAUGAAGAUGUGAGACUGUGCUCUUCCUCGUCCUCUAAACAUUGUGCAAUAGAAGCAAUGACAGGAUUUUUUUGUUUGUUUGUUUAAAUCCUGAAUGUUUGGUUGUGGAUUUUUUUUUAAAAUACUUCUUGUAUAAUUUUCUUUAUAUUGAAUCAGAGGAACUUCAUGGCACUUACUGCUCUCAUCUCAUUACCUGGAUUUUUUACUCUGUGUGUUGAGUGUGUUUUGCAGAGACCAAAGUGAUGUCUUCACUACAUUUAUUUUUUUUUUUUUUACUUUCCUUUCUUUCUGUCAUUACAGUCUAAUGCCUUAUCCACUGCUGUUUUUAUCCUGUGUCCAAAGGAAGGAACUGACCUCGCUGCUUACAUAUGCAGCUCUUUGACCAUCGUGUCUUCCAGCAUAUUCUCCGUGUUGUCUCGUGGUACAUCGUAAACCUGAUUAUGGGCACAUCUCUACAUUUAUAGCAGCUUUAAAUUAUGAGAUGAUUUUUUUAUUAGGUAAUGAAUAAUGCCAUGUUUGGUGAACAGGCUCACACUAUUUUGAUUAUUCCAGUACAGUUAUUACCACAGAGCUGUAUAUAUUCAGAAUGUGUAGAAUAUUGUUGUAUUUUCAUUGAUUUUCUGGGUUUUUUGCUUUCUUUCGUUCCCUUUGUGCAUUUUUAAAUGCUUCUGUUUUGUCCGUUUGGCUGAAAAAAGUGGAGCUGAGUUGAAACUCGCACCACUGACUUCUCACUUAACCUGUAUUUGUAUAAAUUGUACUUUUUCCUUUUUCAUCUAUUGUUUUUAAAUGUUUGUCCUCGUGCUUUUUCUAUUGUUUGAUUCAGUUUCACUUUUGAAGUUUUUCAUGUGCAGAAAAUAAACUCUCAGCCACUUGA
Hemibagrus wyckioides is the source of this 8366-nucleotide messenger RNA. It is a transcript of the gene numa1, whose product is annotated as nuclear mitotic apparatus protein 1. Gene Ontology annotation, cellular component: spindle microtubule; centrosome; spindle pole. The transcript has 23 exons. Bases 162 to 7505 code for a protein of 2447 amino acids. Gene Ontology annotation, molecular function: microtubule binding. Lineage: Eukaryota; Metazoa; Chordata; Actinopteri; Siluriformes; Bagridae. The record is from RefSeq and is a predicted model, not a curated record. Gene Ontology annotation, biological process: establishment of mitotic spindle orientation.